Molecule: messenger RNA, 4128 nt
Organism: Scatophagus argus
Lineage: Eukaryota; Metazoa; Chordata; Actinopteri; Scatophagidae
Gene: impdh1b
Product: IMP (inosine 5'-monophosphate) dehydrogenase 1b
Exons: 16
Coding region: 386-2011 (541 amino acids)
Biological process (GO): GTP biosynthetic process
Cellular component (GO): cytoplasm
Molecular function (GO): IMP dehydrogenase activity
Source: RefSeq, a predicted model, not a curated record
AAGGAAAUGGAUGUUGGACUUCAUGGUAGCUAGGAGGAAACACAGUUGAAAACACGUAGUUCCAUAUUUAAGGGUGGGAUUUAAAGCCUGCUUCAGAUCACCACGGGCGUUUUCCGUUUUCUCAAGGCAGAACAAGCCAGCCGCUAAUGCUAAAUGCUAACGGUUGCUCCCACAUGUCUCCAAGUAUAACGUAAUCAACGCUCCUGUCUGGUUAGCCUCAAGUUCAGUCGCAUGUAGCUACAAUAGUGGAUUGUUAACACAUACGCACUCAGCUGCGGUAGUUUUAUGGUGGCGUUAAUGGGAUGGAGAUUACCUACUUGCUUAUGCUGUUAUAAAUUUUGAUGAGAUAACCUCCUUUAAGCUACUGCUGCCAAGACAUACCAUCAUGGCGGAUUACUUAAUCAGUGGUGGUACAGGCUACGUUCCCGAAGAUGGACUCUCAGCUCAGCAGCUCUUCUCGAUUGGAGAUGGCCUUACGUACAACAGAUCUGACCAACAGUGCGUUGACUCCGAUGGUCAUACAGCUGAAGAGCUAUUUUCUAAAGGACAUGGGUUGACUUACAAUGACUUCCUGAUUUUACCUGGCUUCAUCGACUUUACCUCAGACGAAGUGGACCUGACAUCAGCACUGACCAGAAAGAUCACAUUGAAGACCCCUCUGAUCUCGUCCCCCAUGGAUACGGUCACAGAGUCAGCCAUGGCAAUCGCAAUGGCGCUAAUGGGAGGUAUCGGCAUCAUUCACCACAACUGCACUCCAGAAUUCCAAGCCAACGAGGUCCGCAAAGUUAAGAGGUUUGAGCAGGGUUUUAUCACGGACCCAGUUGUGAUGAGUCCGCGCCACACUGUCGGGGACGUGUUCGAGGCCAAAAUAAGACACGGCUUCUCUGGGAUUCCCAUCACAGAGACGGGCAAAAUGGGCAGCAAACUGGUGGGCAUCGUCACCUCCAGAGAUAUCGACUUCCUUUCUGAGAAAGACCAUGACAAACCUCUGGAAGAGGCCAUGACAAAGAGGGAGGACCUGGUAGUGGCUCCAGCUGGUGUUACACUGAAAGAAGCUAAUGAUAUUCUGCAGCGCAGUAAAAAAGGCAAGCUUCCCAUUGUAAAUAAUAACGACGAGCUGGUGGCUAUUAUUGCAAGGACGGAUCUGAAGAAGAACAGGGACUACCCGCUGGCCUCCAAAGACUCGCGCAAACAGCUGCUGUGUGGUGCUGCCAUUGGCACCAGGGAGGACGACAAAUACAGACUUGACCUGUUAGUGCAGGCUGGAGUGGAUGUCGUCGUACUGGACUCUUCACAAGGCAACUCGGUGUAUCAGAUCAACAUGAUAAAUUAUAUUAAGCACAAGUAUCCAGACUUGCAAGUGGUGGGUGGAAAUGUGGUCACAGCAGCCCAGGCCAAGAACCUGAUCGAUGCCGGUGUCGAUGCUCUGAGAGUCGGCAUGGGCUGCGGCUCCAUCUGUAUCACACAGGAAGUCAUGGCAUGUGGGCGACCUCAGGGGACCUCAGUGUACAAGGUAGCAGAGUACGCCAGGCGCUUCGGUGUGCCAGUCAUCGCCGACGGCGGCAUUCAGACUGUGGGCCAUGUGGUGAAGGCUCUGUCUCUCGGUGCAUCGACUGUUAUGAUGGGCUCCCUGCUCGCGGCAACCACAGAGGCUCCAGGAGAGUAUUUCUUCUCGGACGGCGUGCGGCUGAAAAAGUAUCGCGGUAUGGGCUCCUUGGACGCAAUGGAGAAGAGCACCAGCAGCCAGAAACGCUAUUUUAGUGAGGGCGACAAGGUGAAAGUAGCCCAGGGUGUGUCGGGCUCGGUCCAGGACAAGGGCUCCAUUCACAAGUUUGUACCCUACCUGAUAGCCGGUAUCCAGCAUGGCUGCCAAGACAUUGGGGCAAAGAGUCUGUCUGUCCUCCGUUCCAUGAUGUACUCUGGAGAGCUCAAGUUUGAAAAGAGGACCAUGUCUGCACAGGUGGAGGGAGGAGUUCAUGGACUCCACUCUUACGAGAAGCGGCUUUACUGAAAACGGGGGGUGGAGGGAUGGAGUGCAGAUCAGCAGUGCUCGUGACGUACCCAGUCUAACAGUGACCAAAUGUUAAAUCGCUACUUCUGCUCAAGUACGUACCACCCACCACACCCUCUCCGCCCUCCCUGCAUCGUAUCCACCGUUACUCUCUCUCCCUGGUCCAAGCGGGCUGCUUUGGGGAGGAAAGAGGCGAAGUAGCGAAGUGAGAAUCUUCAAACUGGCACCCGACUCUCUGAACACCUGGGCUUUGUGCACUCAAGAAGCGGCGCAUCAGGGUUUUUCCGAACGUCAUACGCACCUCUUUCUCGAGUGUGCAGCUGACCCCAAUUCUGCGUGUGUGUUGAUAGUAGUGAGAGAAUGAACCGUGUGCGUAUUUGGUGAACUACAUGAGUGUGUGAAAUAGUUUCAUGUGUGUGUUGGGACAGUAAAAGUGAAGGCGCACUGUGUUUAUGAGUCCUGAUGAUAAUAGUGAGUCUGCAGCAGCCAUGGUGCAGAUCCUAUCAGCAUCUUGUUUGGGAUCCACACUUUACCAGCACGCUCCCCGUCGGAAGCCUCUCGCAUCCCACUUCGUAAACACACCAGUACGUACGUGCAGAAAACGAGACACAACACUUGUCUUUCUGUGUUUCGGUAUAUCAUGGAAAUCUUACUUUUUGUUUGUUUUUUUUUAAGUCAUCGCAGCUGCUUAAUGAACAGUGGCUCAUAUUGUUUACUUCCUGUGUUCCAUCCUGAGGUAUGAGAUGUUGGCCAUGGUGAUUAUCCCAUUGUGUCCUCUGGUGUUAACUACAGUCAGACAGAACUCUGAUCCACAGUCUUUCCCACUGUGGACAUUUCAUUUCCCCUUCAAAGACAUCUGGAGCCAGUCAAUCAGUGUCCCAUCUCAGUGCUCAGUGCGUAGUGUUCAUACACUGAGCAUGAGAGGGACCAAAAACUGAAUAAUCAGGUAUGUUGAAGAAAAACACCUAAAUUUUAGUAACUGAAUCAGAAAACAGUUCAUAAUUAGAAGUGCAAUUUCUCGGCCCGUAAUUUGAAUACUUUUAAAUCUUUAUAUGAAACCUGUAUAGUCUUGGGGGCGUUGAGUUGAUCAUGAAGUGCUUUUGAUAUGCAUGUUCGGUUGUUUUUUCACUAAGCCAAACUUGAUUCUAUUUAUAUUCUGCUUUAUUGUAACUGCGCACAUACUGCCAAGUGUAUUUACACUUCCUCUGACACUCUUCUUUUGUAACUUCAAAACCAAAAUUGGCAACAUGUCGCUUGCUACCUUGUCAUUUCGUCAUUCCUGUGUUCUCUGGUGGGACACAGGCUGUCUUCAGCAGGUUUAUUUUAUUUCAUACUCCUUUCUUUAUGCCAGAGGUAUGCUUUGAACCAGGAAUGGGGAAAAAGGCUGCACAGCUCAGUGAAAAUGCACAAUGCUAUACGUGCUCUCGUGUCCUUUUCUGACUUUAAAACAGUAUCGCUGUGUUUGUCAUCAUUCAGCUUAUGUAGGACCAGGCUUUUCUAAUACUUUCAUACCCAUUUGGCCAGACGUGUUUGUUUUUUUGUUUUUCCAAUAAAAAGUCCCACUUUGUACAAGUUGAGUUGCUUUCUCUAACGUGCUAAUGUACUGUGCCCUGCGCAGGGUUCACUUGACUAACAAAACCUUGCAUUUGGACUAAACUGCAAGAAAAUGUACAUGACAAUAUAUGGAGAAAAAUACUUACAUUCAGUUGUGAAUGACGGCUGCUUGUUCUUUUUGUUUCCCAUCUGAAGAGAAAUUUCAGGUUUCUAAAAUGUCUUAUGUGUCAAGUACUGAGUCCUGUCUGUCUAAAAAGCACAAAUAUAGUGUUAAGUGAGACGUUAGGUUUACUUUUUACUUUUUUUUUUUGUUAGUUUGUUUACCUGUUACACUUUGUUAUGAUUUCAGCUUCGGUAUAUUGCAGUAAGUUACCAGAACGCAGUGGUAGCUUCUGCAACCAGCAGCGUGAGCUUUUUAGGUGGACAGAAAAGACUCAGUAUUCAUUAAAUCUAUUAGGGGGGUUGUGGAAUUUCACAGAACAUGUUUACAGUAAAACACUCAGUAGAGGAAAGUUGCUUUUGCUGUUCAAUAUGGUAAAGAAGAAUAAAUAGAUAAAACUGUG